This is a messenger RNA of Colletotrichum abscissum, 165 nucleotides long. RefSeq lists its product as uncharacterized. Bases 1 to 165 code for a protein of 54 amino acids. The transcript has a single exon. Gene Ontology annotation, biological process: proton motive force-driven ATP synthesis. The record is from RefSeq and is a predicted model, not a curated record. Gene Ontology annotation, molecular function: proton-transporting ATP synthase activity, rotational mechanism. NCBI's taxonomy places the organism in Eukaryota, Fungi, Ascomycota, Sordariomycetes, Glomerellales, Glomerellaceae.
AUGCCUCAAUUAGUACCAUUUUAUUUUAUUAACGAAGUAACUUUUGCUUUUGCUAUAAUUGUAUUACUAACAUACGUAUUUUCUAAAUACGUAUUACCAAGAAUAGUUAGUUUAUUUGUAUCUCGUCUUUUUAUCUCAACAUUAUUAGAUAAAUUUGGAGUAUAA